Messenger RNA from Cryptomeria japonica (Japanese cedar), 1843 nucleotides. RefSeq lists its product as uncharacterized. Lineage: Eukaryota; Viridiplantae; Streptophyta; Pinopsida; Cupressales; Cupressaceae. Bases 252 to 989 code for a protein of 245 amino acids. The record is from RefSeq and is a predicted model, not a curated record. The transcript has 7 exons.
CAGGCGGAAAUGAGCCGACAGCGUGACACGUGGCAUUAAGUUGCCACAGCCCAUUCUAUGGAUUUGAUUUCUUCCCUAAUUCAGCCCACCACCUUCCUCUCCUUUCUUCGCAUGCAGCGCAAGGAAAAAGCACCCUAAACACCCAACAUGCCGGUGGCAAUCUUCAGGUCCACCCACAAAAAAAAUAGCAGGAAACAAUUCCUAUUCCUAUUUAAGCCUUGUUUGCAGAAGAAGCAUUUGUAGCAGCAGCUAUGGAGAAGUCAAGGAAGCGUAGCAGGGAUUUUCGGAUUGACAAUGACUUUACAGCAGAAGAAAUGGAAGCAGUAGAUGCUCUGCUAAGGCUUUGCCAUUUGGGUUGCUUUUAUGUUCAUUGGGCAGUCAAAAGGAGGCGAUCUGCUAUUGCUAGAGAUGUCUUUAAUGAUACCCAAAUUAAACACCAAUUCACAUUGCCCAACAAAAAUCCCUUGACGGCGCUUGGCUUAUGGGCAGGUGGGCUGCGGCCGUCUUCAAAGGAUAUGGCUGUAAAACAUGUAUCGCGGAGAAGGCUGCCUAAGAAAAAGACCCAUAAGGAAUUGAAAGAAAUGGUGAACACUCUCUUAUCAGAAAAGAGUAGAUUGAAAAAGGAGGAAGAGCAACUGAUGAAAACUUAUCAGGAGCUAAAAAAGUGGCACUAUCAUUUAAAAUCAAAGUUGGCAGCACGCCUUGAUCAAAGACAAGAGCAAAAGCUGCUCUCCACUCCCCAGCCAACAUCAUCUGAUAGGGGUUCAAGCCAUGGUACAAAAAACUUUGUUUCUCUUGAUGAUUCAUUUGACCAAAGACAAGAGCAGAAGCUGCUCUCCACUCCCCAGGCAACAUCAUCUGAUAGGGGUUCAAGCCAUGGUACAAAAAAUUUUGUUUCUCUUGAUGAUUCAUUUGACCAUUUUGUUGGCACAGUUGGUUUAGAACUGAAUGAUGAACCUCUGCAUGUUGGAGUGUUUGUAUUCACAUGAACAUGAACUUUGAGGUCUGAAAAUGGGGACUUGACCUACCAAGGAUCCCUCCUAUGUUUUAGGCCUACCAGAUUUGAAUGCUCAUAGCAACACUAUUAUUUAGUUCCAAAUGUUUUCCAUGAAGAAAUGCUUCGAAAAAGUUGUCGUUCCUGCUGAAGCAAGGAGGCGGCGAAUAGAGCUUACAAGAGUCAAAUUUGAUGUGUGCAAAAAACUUCAGAGCUCUGUGAUUGGAAUCUAUGAAUACAAGUGGGUUAGUCAAUCACAGGUAGAAGAGCAGGAGCUACAAGAUGGAACCAUCGUUUGAAAUUACAGCAUGCCUUGAUCAAAGCGAAGAGAAAAAGCUGCUCUCCUCUUCUGAGUCAACAUCAUCUGAUAGGUGCCCAAGCCAUGCUACAACAACUUUUGUUUUUGUUGAUGAUUCAUCAAGGCAUAACAAACACAACUCAUGACCAUUUUGUUGGCACACAGUUUUAACUCUGUGUUUGAUGAACCUCUAUAUGUUGGAGUGUUUGUUUACCCACAUGAACUUGAGUCUUCAUUUGGGUCUGAGGAUGGGGACUCUUCAAGACCUACCAAGGAUCACACUGUCAGAUUUGAAUGCUCAUACCAAAGUUGUGUGAUAUAAUUCCAAAUGGUUUCAAUGAAGAAAUGUUUCUUUCAAGGAACAAAGUUGCUAUUGUUGCUGAACCAAGGAGGCAGCCAACAGAGCUUACAAGAGUCAAAUAUACACAAAUGUGUAAAGUUCGGUCAAGGUGAAUAAUGCAAGGGCUACUCUGUACAACAUUUAAAUUUUAGAUGUCAAAUUUGAUGCAUGCAAAAAAUUUAAGAGCUCUAUGAGUGGAAUCAUAAAUACA